GCGAAUUUGUCCAUUGGGUGAGGGGAUCGGACUUAACUCACCUUGCAAUGGACGUCAUUCUCGCCCAUGCAUGACACAGAUGCGGACACAGAGGCAAUCUCUGGCCCAGAAGCGUCACCUGAACCAGUCGCUGGAGCUGCGCCCGAUGCACCAGAAGCUGUGCCCGAAGGCGAAGCAGGCGAUGCGCCGCCUUUGGAGGAACAGCUCAGAAGGGACAAGCAAGCACUGGAGCAGCAGCUGGAGGAGAGCCAAAAGGCCAUGGAAGAGUUGCGGCGGCAGAAUAUGACAUUGCUCAGCAAGGCCCCUGUCGCGAAGAAUUGGGUGCUUGAUGUUGCCGUGGGGGAGUGUGAAUUUGCGAGUGCUUUCGCAUACUUUCUGGAGAUUCAGCUGGAUGGCCAUGCCGAAAAGCGCUGUACAGACGUCUCGCAACCAUCGGAGCGCCCGGUGUUUGCCAACAGCACUUUGCUGCUUUCAGUGGACAACGACUUGAUGAGUGAGAAGCUGAAGGUAUCAGCCUUUUUGAAUGUUGUUGAUCCAUCUGCUCCUGAUGCUGCUCCCACGGCUAAGCUGUUGGGAAGUGGCAUCCUGAACCUUGAAGAGCUGAAGGUCCAAGAGAGCAGCACCACCUCAAAGCGGUUGGUGCGCAAUGUUAGCUUUACGCGAACCACGUCUGAUGCCAGUGAAGGCAGGCAGCUGGUCGUCGGGCGUGCUACAAUAGUGAUGCAGGUGAAGUCACUGAGCUUAGAAGAUGCUUCAGCAAUGGAGCUUGCCAAGCCACAUACGGUCGCAUCCGCAUUGGCACCAUCCUUGGACAAGUCCCUAUGGCAAGCGAGGCCGUUCGAAAGCCGUCUUCGAGUUCUAGUGCACCGAGCGGAUGCUUUGCCCGUGCUUGAAGGGAGUUCGCACGCUUCCAUGCGAGUGGCAGUGAGGCUCCUCCAGUCAGGUGGGCAUGUUAUGCAUGAAAUGGCCUCCAGAAGCCUGAGCAUCACGCCAGUGACCACUACCGCGGGAGAGGUCUGCUUCAACCAGGAAAUUGUGAUCCCUUUGUCAGCAGCGUCUCUGCAAUCGAGUGGGUUGCAGGUGAGCCUGUCACUCGAGAUGGUAUCCUCCACCUCGGACGGUGUUUCAACUGAUUCCUUGCUCAACCUGCAAUGGUCGCCAACCACGUUGCCAGUGCUUGUGCCAGUUCACCUUUAUGCAAGGGCCUCAAACACUUCAACCUCAGCCAGCCGACCGCGCCCUCGACUCCUUGUAAGCCUCACAAAAGAGCCUGGUCACGAGGCCUUGGAUGGUCUUGGAGAUGGAAUGUCCCAUGGUCUGGAAGUCAGAGUGCAUGGUGUGCCAGUUGGCCGCCCCCUUCCUGAUGUGGUGGAGGGUGCGCUGGUGGCUAUUUGUCCUGAGGCAGCAAUUGGCGCCGACACCAGGGACCUGUGCAUACCAGUGGCCACUUACUACUAUGACCAGCGAGUGGACCUGUCCAAUUUUCUGGAGGCGCACUUUGUAGCUGCAAGUGGGCUGAAGUGCUUCCUCACACCACUGGCGAGCUCUUCCCGGACUCCGCAAUGGGGGCAGUUCGUGGUACGCUGCCUUGCCACAACUUCCUCCUUGCGGAAUCUUGCGCUCCUUUUCUUCGAGUGUGCUGGGGUACGCACGGACCCAGACACGCCUCUCAGCGGGGCGCUGCUCGGGUUUGCAUCCGUUGACGCCAGUUCCUUGAUAGGGUCGCAGGCAACAUCUCGGUCACUUAUACCAGAUCUUCGACUUCUGGAGGCACCUGGCGCGUCCACCUCUUUGGAAGUCGAAGUUCGUGUAUGGCCCCGUGGCUCCACUUCAGCUGUGUCCUCCUCGCCAAGGCCUCCAGUGGAGCGUGGUUCUGCGCCCGCCGCCUUAGAGCAGGAGGCCAAAGACUUCAGGCUUCACCAUGAACUAUCCGUGCAGCUCUCAAAAGAGUUUAAUUUGCGAGCAGCGGCAUUGAAGCGAGCUGGGGAAGAAAUCGUUGGGCUCAGGAGGCAGGUUCAGCUUUUGAAGAACGAGAACAAAUCUCUGCGGACACAAAUUGAAGAAGAGGAGAAACUGGCCGAGGAUGUGCAACAUCGCCCUCCGCCAGAAGGCCUUGAGAAGCUCAGCUCAGCAGAGCUGGCCAUGAAGCUGCAGAGGACUGUGGAAAAGUACCGAGAAGAGAAGGCAAAAGCUGCCGAACUGGGACGCCGAAUGGAAGACGUGCUGAAGGAGGUCAAUCGAUCGCGUGGUCUGGAGCGCUCUCUUGAAGAGCUUCAGCAGGUACACCUUGAGCAAAACCGAGAACUGCAGCGUCUCCAAGAAGAGGGCAGGAAGUUAGACACGUACAGACAGACGGCUAAGACGCAAGAGAAGGUGAUUUCCAAGUUGGAAAAGAUCCUGGAAAGCUCACUGCAGGAGGUACAAAAAGCUCAGAAGGUGCAGGUGGAUAUCGAGCGGUUGAAGACAGAAAACUUGAAGCUGCGCGAGCGUUGCACGAGCCUGCUGACACGAAAACGGCAGGAGCUGGGUGGUGAGGAGGCGCAGGAGCUGAAGCAGCGGCUUGCACAGAAGGAUGCUGAAAUUGACCGCUUGAAAAGCAUGGCAGCAGAGCUGAAAACAGGCGUCGUUCCUCGGGCCUCUCAUGCAUCGUACAUUCUCGAUGAGGUGCCUGAGAGCUCUGCUGCAGACCCUGUAGAGAAACCGCACGCCCAACCAGCACAUGCGGCCUUGUCUGCUGAAGAGCAAGAGCAGCUGGCGCAUGUCGAAGCAAAGCGCUUCGAAUGGGAGCAGCGCUGCCUUGCUGCAGAGCAGCGGCUUCAGAUGCUGCAGCAGCAGCUGACUGACAGCUCAAAGAGGUAUGGAUCAGACAUAUCAACAUUAGAAGUUGAGAUUGCAAAGAAGGAUGCCCGAAUCAAAGAGUUGGAGUUUCUGAUGAGACAACAUGAAGCUGGUUCAUGAGUGUAGCUUUUCUGUACAAUACCUCGCAUCUCCAUUAAAUGGAAGCUGUGAAUGCCGUAUGGUCUUGCUGUGAAGACAAGUGCCAUUGGCAGGCAAAUGCACAUGAUCAGAAUCGCGUAAGGAUGAGGUCUUUGCCCUUUGCGCGGCAGAGAACAAAGUAGGAACGUGCCGAAAGUGCACGUACUAGCAGCCUAGAGGAGAAAAAACCGGGCAAGCUUUCCAGCGGC
This is a messenger RNA of Effrenium voratum, 3185 nucleotides long. The record is from the annotation of a GenBank genome assembly. Lineage: Eukaryota; Dinophyceae; Suessiales; Symbiodiniaceae.